This is a messenger RNA of Diachasmimorpha longicaudata, 3807 nucleotides long. RefSeq lists its product as uncharacterized. Bases 454 to 1794 code for a protein of 446 amino acids. Gene Ontology annotation, molecular function: DNA binding; DNA-binding transcription factor activity. NCBI's taxonomy places the organism in Eukaryota, Metazoa, Arthropoda, Insecta, Hymenoptera, Braconidae. Gene Ontology annotation, cellular component: nucleus. The record is from RefSeq and is a predicted model, not a curated record. The transcript is spliced from 2 exons. Gene Ontology annotation, biological process: regulation of DNA-templated transcription; circadian rhythm.
CCUACAUUGAACCGAGCCAAACAGUUCAGUCAUCAGCGCGACGUCGUACCGUACGGACGUUUCCCACAACUUUCAGGGCUCUGUGGGGGAAGACUUUUUUUUUGUUUAAUUUCGUUUGUUGAAAAAUUUGAGAUUUUUCAUUUAACCGGAGGACACAGUGCUUGAAAGGAUUCACACGGAUUCCGAAUUAUCGGCGAUUUUGUCAAAGUGAAGUUCGACGAUAUAUUAUUAUUGUUAUUUUAAAGCGGGGAAUUUAACCGUUUUCAACUGCUUGUGAUCAAGUUGUUUUUUUUUUUACUGUUGGUGAAUUUAACGGAAAUUGGACUCGGAUUCGUCUUCUUUUUUUUCGCCGUUUGUUGAUAAUAAAAGGAUUCCGCCAAAGUGGAUCUCGGUAACGGCGCAACAUUGCGCUCGGAGAAAAGUUUAACAAUUGAUGUUCUGAGAAGACGAAUUAUGGUGGCUGAGUUCAUUGCCCGCCAGAGUGGAUCGCCCAUAAACGGUGAAACCGCCUGUUUAAACGGCAACAUGCCAGCGAGUCAUACGAUGGCCCAUCCGGGUCAUGGGCCGCACACUGGGCAUGAUGUUCAUGGUCAAAUGCCAAUGAGCCAUCAGAAUCAUCAUGGCCAGCAGCAUCAGCCGAGCCAACAGCAGUUGCAGCACCAGCAGAGUCAAUCACCGGUUCAGCAGCAGGCACAAUCACAUCACCAUCAUCCCCAGGGUCAAGGCCAACAGCAGGGACAACAGAUGCAUCACGAUUCGCAGGUGACACAUCCCGAAAAUUACCCCCCAAACUUUGACAUAAGGAAGGAACUUUUCUCACAGCGCAAGCAGCGCGAAUUUAUUCCUGACAACAAGAAGGAUGACAGCUAUUGGGACAGGCGUAGACGCAACAACGAGGCGGCCAAAAGAUCCAGGGAGAAGAGGCGAUUCAAUGACAUGGUGCUGGAGCAGAGGGUCAUGGAGCUCAGCAAGGAGAAUCACAUUCUCAAGGCCCAGUUGGACGCUAUCCGGGAUAAAUUUGGUAUAUGCGGUGAUCAGGUGAUAAGUGCUGAACAUGUUCUCGCAGCACUACCAUCCGAGCCAACGAUGAGUGUCAAGAGGGCCAAAUUACCACCAUCAGCAGCCCUCCUGUACGCGAGAACUCCAAGUCCAGUUCACACAUCAGUCAUUCAUCAACCAGUCAGUGGUGCCAGAUCACCAAGAUCACCGGCCCAACUGUAUGUACCAGAGACGAGUGCCUAUCCAGAGACUGAAAGCUUCCAGUAUCCUUAUCCUCAUCCAGCGAUGCACUUCGACACGACAAGUGCACUCAAUCUCUCGAGGGGUAGACGAGCUCAGUCGCCCUUUGAAUUGUCAUCUGGCAGUGGUGACGAGAGUACACAGAUUGUCACUGCUCAGAGUGCAACAGCCAGCAACAGUCUACCCCACAAAUUGAGGCACAAGUCGAGAAUUGGCGAUAAAGAUGCUGCCAGUGCACUUCUUGCAUUGCAGGGCAUCAAGCAGGAGCCCGGUCCCAGGGCGUCGCCACCCUGGGACAAUGAGGGCUCCAGUGAUGAGAGGGAUUCUGGUAUAUCACUCGGGGCUGAGUGGAAUCCAUCUACCAAUGUUACAGCUGUUCCUGAGACUGAACGAGAAGUCAAAUCUAGGCUUGAUAGACUCGCAUCUGAGGUCGCAUCACUACAGUCAAUUUUGCGUCUGGGUAAGGCUGGUGAAACACAUCCAGGUCAGAUUAAUCAUCAGGGCACGACUACAAGCAUCACAAGCAGUACCGGGGCUGGCUCUGGACUACAAUGAAGCUGAUUUAAAUCCUACGUUAUUUUUUCGUUUUUUUUUUAAACGCUAAGUUUAUCGUCGUGCCAAGAUUCAACCUUGGGGUUCUACUCGAUAAUGUACCGUUCAAUGGCUGUCCAGUCGUGGCGUUAAUUUUACGCCUUCGUGAGAAUAAUUUUAGAUUUAAUACACUCGACGAACGUUAUUCUACUCUCAAGUUAAAUCGUCGUAUUAAGGAGAUAGAAUUAAUUGUUUACUUGAAAACAAUCGUUUCAAUUGUCCCCAUCCCCCUUACCCAUCCCACUUUCAUUUCUGUCAUUGUAGGUUCUAUUAUUAUGUUAUUGUGUUAUUAAUGUUUAGAGAAAAUUAAUCGAGUUUCGCGAAUUGUUGUUGUGACAUUUUAAUCGCGCAACCGGCUAUCCACUACCAUCAGAAUUUUAUCACCAGCGAGAGGUAGAUUAAAUUAAUAUUCAAUAUACACUCGCUAAAACCAAAUUCUUUCGUUUAGUUCUUCAUUUUUUAAGAUUAAAAAAAAUCUCAUUGAUUUAUUUCAAUUUUCUCUUUAAUUUCUCGUGAGUUUUGUAAAUAUUUGAAUGCCCACGGUGCUUCGAUGCAUGAUUAUUCGAAGAUGAAGACACUUAACGUUAAAAUGGAGUGUAAUUGUUUUUUUCUUUAUUAUUUUUUAUUAAGGAAAACAAGGCCCGUAAUCGAUAGAAUUUUGUAUAAAGUAUUAAGCGGAGCCCUGUGAGUAUAUGUAAUAUUUAUAUUUGUACACGAGAUAAAUAUCUAAUUAUUAACAGAGAACCCUCCCUUUCCUAGAAUCUGUGUAAAUUUUAAAUGGAAAAUUUAAACUAAAUUUUCUAUCGCACAUUUGAAAUUAAUCGUAAUCUUGGUGGACAAAAUGAUUGAUUAUUGAAAUUACGAUUUAAUUUCAUUAUCGAUGAUUUUUCGUGGCUGGAAAUUGUAACAUGGAGAUUUAUUUUAACUUGAGAUAUACCUCCCCCACGAGAAAUCGUCAAUUGUAUUAUAAAACGAAUGAAAUCAGUACCAAGUACUAAAUUAGUCGAUAAACAAAAAUCGUGCGUGCGGAAUUGUGUGGAGAAUAUUAUACACCAAUCUACGUAAAAAAAUACGAUUAAGAUUCCCCAUACAUCACCCUUUAACCCUCAUCCUCCCCUAUCCCUAAAAAAUUAUUUAUUACAAUUAACAAUUCGUAAGUAGGAGAGUAUCGACGGCUUUUUGUCCUUUUUUAAGACGAUGAAAAUAACAAAGGGCGCUUAUGAAUACAAAAAUUGUGGUGUUGACGCAGAAAAAAAAGCUAAUGAAUUCAUUUGAAAAUCGAAAGCCCCCAAUGAGCCCAACACAAGACUGUUUUAUUACUGUUUCAGUGUUCUUAUCAGGAACACAGAAGACAUUGGUUUUUUUUUAUAUAAUGAAAUUGUAGAAGCAGAUUCAACUGAGGUAAAUUUGUAAUUAUAAUGUGGAAAUAGUGUAAUAAAAGAUAUUCAUAUGAUGAAAGGACUGGUGAGAAUAAAAUUAAACUGCAAUGAAAUCGUCUCCUGUAUCAGUUAAUCCAUAAACUGAUAAUAACACAUUCAAUUGAAUCCAUGCAAUACUAAUAAGCCUUUGAAUGAUAUUUUUGUAAUUGCCUACACAAUUUCAAUGAGUACUGAGCAUUGAAUCUAUGGAACAAUUUAUCCAGAAUUAUCAAUGGUUGAGACACAAUAGCAAUGACCAAUUUCUAUAGAAUUGAAGAACCACCAGUGCCUGGUAUCAAACGAAUGGAAUAAAAUUCAGAAAUUACGUAGUCGCUAUCGACAAUCUAUUCAGAUGAAAUGAUGAUUAUUGGAAUUAUUCGAGAACAAAGUAUCGUUUAAUUGUACAUUAUAUAGGCUCUAGUCGCGGGAAAAUUUUUGCACUCAAAUCCUCUUAUCUGUGCAUCUUAACUGUGGGCGUUAAUUGUUUUUAUUCUUUCAUUGUCAAAGAUUCAUCUGUAGCUUUUUACUAUUCAAAUAAAAUAUUUGUAAAUAUCUCUGA